This is a messenger RNA of Gordionus sp. m RMFG-2023, 3083 nucleotides long. Its product is annotated as kinesin-like protein KIF23. Gene Ontology annotation, cellular component: nucleus; kinesin complex; microtubule. Gene Ontology annotation, molecular function: ATP binding; ATP hydrolysis activity; microtubule motor activity. Gene Ontology annotation, biological process: microtubule-based movement. The record is from RefSeq and is a predicted model, not a curated record. NCBI's taxonomy places the organism in Eukaryota, Metazoa, Nematomorpha, Gordioida, Chordodea, Parachordodidae. The transcript has 23 exons. Bases 1 to 3015 code for a protein of 1004 amino acids.
AUGAAAUCUGCUAUAAAAAAUAUUAAAUCCAUAAGGAAAGGGUUUAAUAACAAGAAUUUAGACAACAAAGAUCCUGUAGAAGUAUAUUGUCGAAUUAAGCCUCCUUCAACCGAUGAUAUUUGUUGUCAAUAUAUUGAUGAGAAAAAAAUAUUGCUAUAUCCUCCAGAAAAUAUUCAGAAUAUAAGAAAUGUCAAUAUUAAAGAGUCAGAAUAUACCUUCACCAAAGUGUUCCCACCAGAAGCUAAACAAAAAACGGUGUUUAGAAGUGUAGCAAAGCCACUAGUACAAGACUUAUUAAAUGGGAAAAAUGGUUUGGUGUUCGCGUAUGGCGUUACGGGGUCCGGCAAAACCUACACCAUGAACGGGAAAUCCAACGAUGAGGGGAUCUUGGUUAGGUGCCUCGAAACGGCUUUCGAUAAUUUGAAGGAUCUUCAAACGGAAAGAUUCGUUUUCAAGCCUGACAAAAAUAACGGCUACGAUAUUUUAUCCCCGUCAGAAGUCCUCUACGAGAGGAACAAAGCCUUGCAAUACUCCUCUUCCAAUUACAAUAGCCUCCCUAAAUUGCCCCUGGCGACUCCUAGAAGAGCUAUAAGGGAAGAAUUCUUUACUUGCCUUUCGCCCAACACCACGAUGCUGCAGGAGGUUUGCGAGGAUAACGCCUACGCCAUUUUCGUAUCCUUCGUGGAGAUUUAUAACAACUACAUUUACGAUUUACUGGAGGACAUUAGCUUGGACCAGAUUAACAUGAAAACCCAAAUAUCUAAGACUUUGAGGGAAGAUUCAAAUCACUCAAUUUAUGUUAGUGGCUGUACAGAAGUUGAAGUAAAAAGCACGGAAGAGGCUUUAGAAGUCCUGUAUAAGGGCAUCAAAAAGAAACGCAUGGCGUGCACGCAUCUAAAUACGGAGAGUUCGCGGUCUCACUCGGUCUUCAAUAUAAGAUUGGUUCAAGCCCCACUGGACCCCACCGGGGAAUACGCUAUAGAGGACAAAUCGAAAAUAUGCAUGAGUCAACUCGCUUUGGUGGAUUUAGCCGGGAGCGAAAGAACAAACAGAACUAAUAAUGUAGGGGAUAGGCUUAGGGAAGCAGGAAACAUCAAUUCUUCACUUAUGGUGCUGAGGAAUUGUCUCGAAAUUCUACGUGAAAAUCAGAAUUUGUUGAUGAAGGAAUCCUCUAAGGAGACUCCCAAUGGGCAAACAUACAGGAUGGUUCCUUACAGGGACUCGAAGCUGACACAUCUCUUUAAGAACUAUUUUGAGGGUCGCGGCAAAGUGCGCAUGGUAGUUUGCUUGAACCCCGAUGGGAAAGAUUUCGAAGAAAAUAUGCAAGUAGCGAGGUUUGCUGAACUGACCCAAGAAGUCCAAGUGAGCCGAGCCCUGCCUAUCUCUAUCGACACAGGGCUUACCCCUGGUCGGGGCAAACUGGCCAAGACCCGGCUUAAAUGGGAUAAUUACGAUAUUCUCAACGAGUAUAUGGAGGAAGGCGAGAAGGAACCUGAAAUGGAGGACGACUGCGAAUAUAAAAUAGCCACACCAGCUACAACGCCUCCCCCGGAGUUUGACCUAGGUCCUAACUUGCCCAGCCUGGAGUUGAUUGGCAGGGAUCUCAAUAUGAUAAACGCUUUGCGGAAUACGUUGAUCCAAAAGAAGGAAAGCGUAUCAGCCUUCCACCGCUUGACGUUAGCGAAUUUUUCCAAUUUACAGGGAGGUAUGGGCGAGAAAGAAUUGAACAAAUUAAAAAAAGGGUUCGAGGAAGCCAAAGCCGUGAUUCUAGAAUUGGAUCAGCAGAACAUUUCCCUGCAGUCCAGAGUACAAGAUCUCCAAAAAUUGAAUACCGGUUUGAGCCGGAAGUUGACUUGUUUGGAUAAAUCUCACAAGAAUUUCGAAACCAUCUUGGACGAAAACGAAUUGGCCAGGAAGAAAAUGGAAAAAGACAUGGAACGGCAGAUGAAAGCUAAAGAGAUCGAAAUGGAAAAUUUGCUAUGGGCUAAGAACGAGAAAUUGAGGCACCUGAAGCAAAUAGUUCAAGAUGACGAUAAAAUGUGGCAAGUAAAGAAGGAGGUAGUUGAAGGUGGCGACUACGAAGCUCAGAGCGACGUUGAAGAUGAUCAACACGGUCCUAGGGUAAAGCGUUCAGCCGCAUGCGAGAACGUUUUACAAGUCAAUGCUCCUCCAACAUGCGGAAUUCGUGUAGAAGAGUCUCAAAAAACUACUAUCACCAACAAUCUGGCACUGCCUUAUAUUCCUCCAAAAAAGACUGCUUUAAACAACCAUCCCCUCAAAAGCCUUAACCAUUACCUAACGGUGCCCAAUCAUCCGUAUUCUAGUGCCAAUCCUAAAAGCAGCAACAUCAGAAGCGUAAUGAUGAGUGCUCAAUCGACCUCCAAACAACCAGGCGGUAUUAAUAGACUAGCAGGGCACGUUGCCUCGGUAGCUAGAAUGUAUGACGCGAAAGUUGCUAAUUUAGUGAAAGGAGGCGUACCAGUGGCUAAUUUCAGACACAGGCGGCGCUCAAAAUCUGUUAAUGACUUGAAAUACUUGGAGCAUCGACCAAAAUAUCAAAGCAAAACUAACGAUGUUCUUAGGCCUAGAGUCAAAAAUACGACCACAGCGCAUAUCUUGCAAAAGAAGGAGCUAAAGAAAUGCGACAAAUACUUCUUGAAUAAGCAAGAACAGGAUUCUCAAACUGGGGACCUUCGGACACAAAUUUAUAAAGGUGAUGUCAUUGCCACACCAUCUGGCGGAAAUUCAAUUAUUUUCGACGAUAUUGAAGUACACACCCACGAGAAAGUAGAGUCCGACACAUCUAAUAGCAAGAAAAGGCUUUAUCCCGAUCUCGACGCACAUUGUCACAGGGAAGACACGUUGCAGAAACUUUUGAGUGACCCGGAUGGGGAAAGUCAUAUGAUAGAUUGGGAAGAGGACAACGAAGGAGGUGAAAAACCUAACAAGACGAGAAAUUCCAAUCCUUCCAUCCUGGUUAACAAGAAUGACUCAAAAUCGAAAUCUAAUUCCUAGACCGCAGAAAACUCGUUUCUAAAGCAUCCAUCUCUGACAACAACCAAAAAAUUAUAAAUGAAUAAACA